Molecule: messenger RNA, 1104 nt
Organism: Ostertagia ostertagi
Lineage: Eukaryota; Metazoa; Nematoda; Chromadorea; Rhabditida; Trichostrongylidae
Source: the annotation of a GenBank genome assembly
AUGGCGUCGUUUGAAGCUCUAGCAUUGCUCUGCACGAUCAACCUCGACACAGACGUGUUCCGUGAUGCCGUGCACAGAAAGGAGAAAAUCAAUCAGGCCACAUCGACGAUUCUCAGCGUAGUUCCGGCGAUUUCGAUUGUGUCGUUCGUGGCUUGCAUCAUUCUUUGUGCUCUGAUUAUUUUCGCCCUCGUCCGACGACGGCUUCCAUCUAGGAAAUACAGCGUCGUGUUGAGUCGCACAGUGGCUGAUGUCUUCUCGUGUUCGCUGUUGUGUGCUGCUUCGUUCAUGGCCAAUGAAUAUUCGGCAUCCUACACAAUCCUCGCGCUCUUCCUAUGCGUCGCUACUUUCGGGUUCAUCAACCUCAGCCUUUCACAUCUCUUCGUUAUUGCUUUACGACAGGUGAGCGUGGCUCGUCCUUACGGCUUUGCUUCGCUCUGCACGAUUCGCCGGGUGAGCACUGGUGUGGCUUUGAUUUGGCUGAUUUCCAUUCUCUAUGCCGCCGCGUUUGCUCCGCUUACAACUGUUAUCAUCGAUCCAGCUAAAAGCAAAGACAUCUGCACAUAUGGGAAUUGUGAAAAACCAUUGCUGAUCGUGGCGAUUGGCGUCAUCGCUGUUUCUGCCAUAAUUGUGCUUACCUGCUACGUCAUGGUUCUUUUCAAUAUGAAGGCGAUUGCUUACCGUGAGAAGAUGCACAAUGAGCCUGAAGUGACCAAGAAGAAGAUGUACCGUUUCUUCUACUUCGGUGGGCAUCUUGGGCUGUACGUCAUCGUGUCCACAUUGGUGCUCACUGGAGCCGCGAUUAUACUUCACAACGUCUAUUUAUACAACAAAAUCAGAAACUCGAUGAGGAAAGACUGUGAUAUCGUCGGAUAUAUCGAUACACUGAUUCGCCUGGAGACGCUAGCUGGUGGCGUAGUUCUCCUGUGGCUAGUGAGGAUUGUCUUCGACGUUGUGAUUGUACUCUUGGCAGACUAUCGUCGACUGCUUCCGUGGAUAGCCGGCAAUGACCCGCAACCGCUCAGAGACAACCAAUGGCAGAAGAAUUGCUUCAACUGUCCAGUAUUCAAGCUCGACAGCACUCUUCAUCCGUGGGAUUUCAAGAAC